Xenopus laevis (African clawed frog) is the source of this 1418-nucleotide messenger RNA. RefSeq names its product collagen triple helix repeat containing 1 S homeolog (gene cthrc1.S). The record is from RefSeq and is a predicted model, not a curated record. Lineage: Eukaryota; Metazoa; Chordata; Amphibia; Anura; Pipidae. Bases 183 to 890 code for a protein of 235 amino acids. The transcript is spliced from 4 exons.
GCUGUGGUGAGGAAUUAAGAUUCAGGGGCUGGACAUUCCUCUAUACCCCUGAGGCUGACCAGCAAGAGAGCAAUUCAGCUAAACACUUCCAUUCAUUUGACUACUGCUAUACUUCCAGUGGAGGCUGAGCUGGGAGCUUCAUUUGAUUUAUUCUGCUAUUGUCCCUUCUUCUCAGCAUUAAGAUGUAUUUAUUAUGGACAAGCCUGGUGCUGUAUUCAAGUCUGCUGCUUUCUACACACUCUCAGCCUGAGAACCAGAAGGUAAAGCAGAAAAGCCUGCACAAGAAGGACCUGGAUAUCAUUGAAAGAUAUAAUGGGAUGUGUGUUCAAGGCGCUAUGGGCCCUUCUGGCCGAGAUGGAACUCCUGGUGUGAAUGGGAUUCCUGGGACUCCUGGAAUUCCCGGCCGUGAUGGAGCAAAAGGAGAGAAAGGGGAAUGCAUGAGGGAGAGCCUGGAAGAGUCCUGGACUCCAAACUUCAAGCAAUGCGCCUGGAGUGCAUUGAAUUAUGGCAUAGACCUCGGGAAAAUUGCAGAAUGUACAUUUACCAAAAUGCGAUCCCACAGUGCACUGCGGGUGGUGUUCAGUGGAUCCCUUCGGCUCAAGUGUAAAACGGCCUGCUGCCAGCGGUGGUACUUCACUUUUAAUGGAGCGGAAUGCUCUGGGCCUCUUCCCAUCGAGGCCAUUAUUUACUUAGACCAAGGAAGUGCAGAAUUUAACUCCACAAUUAACAUUCAUCGAACAUCAACUGUGGAGGGUCUGUGUGAAGGAAUCAGCGCCGGACUGGUGGAUGUUGCCGUCUGGGUGGGGACCUGUUCAGACUAUCCUAGAGGAGAUGCUUCUACUGGGUGGAACUCUGUGUCACGGAUCAUCAUAGAGGAGUUACCAAAAUAAAUCUCCCCCCCCCCAGCAUAACACAAACAACAAACUGUAUAAAUAAAAAUGUUCAGAUAAACUGAAAAAAAUGAAGUUUUAUAGAUACUGUAUAAACAAAUGAGUGGUGCUUUUUAGGAGUGUUUUAAUGCAAAAGUAACCUGUUCAUUAUAUUACCAGUUAAUCUAUCAUGUAUUUUCACUUACUUAGGCAGAUGUGUUCUCCAUAGACCUCAGCAACAAACAUAUGCAUUUGUUUGUGCAUGUAGUAAGCUAUUCUCUUAUACUGUAUCUUUAAAUUCAGGGGGGAUAGAGGAGAAACCUUUUUUUUCAGUGCAUUUUAUAAUAAAACGCCAUGUAUGAGGCGUACAGUAGGCCGGGUUGUACAUCUGAGAGCUGGCUUUGUUAAGGUUGCUGGACAAUUAAAACUGAGAUACUUGGCUCCUACAGGUUUUAGCAAAUUAGAAGAAUACACCAGUACUGUGUCAUUAAUUAUUGUGAUCACUUUGUUAGUUUCAUUUUUUUAAAGAAAUAAAAGUAAGACAUUUGG